CAUAAUUUAAUGAGCUCGACGGCGGCCAUGUAAACGGAACUUUAAACGCCGUAGGGAGCUGGAGAUAUAAGACAAAUGCAUCGGGGCGAAAAGAUAAAAUUCCUAAUACAAGACGUUGCAUGUGGCCACUAAAGUGACGUGAUCUUACACAGGUGUCCGCGUUCCAACAGCAGCGCUGCAGCGUCUGAUUGGAAAAUUAGUGUUCCUUCGAAAUCGAUGACGCAAGUGCGAGUGAUCAAGAAAAACUGAUCCGAUUCCGUUUCUGUGAUGGAAUAACUUGAAACCCGGUAUGAUAGUGGAAUAGAUUGCUGCUCUGACGCGUAUACCUGUGCUUAGAAUGCUGUUAUUAUUAACAAUAACGUCAAUCGAGUUGUUUCGCCCAGUUGUUUAAAUAUAAUACCUCUACUUUUAGCUACAUGCUUAGGAUAUGCUUAGUCUCCCAGGUAAGACUCAAUCACAAUCAACACAAAAUAUGGCACUUGAUUCAUAUUUAUAGAAGUACUGAGACACAGGUGGUUGGUUUUAUUUAGGUUUUGAAUAGUGCCAGUUUCAUGUUGUGAACAGCACCGUGAUGACAGCAAUCCUUAUGCAAGCGCGCAAGGAGCUGGCUUUGUGAUCCGCUUUCACACAGACAGAAUCGUUUGGGUAUUAUUCAUUUUAUACACGUAAACUUAAUACAGGGUGUUUCAAGAAACCGGGAGAAUACUCAAGCGUGUCCCCCGCGAUUUAAAUCCUAUGUGUAGGCUGAGAGACUGGGUAAUAUUUAAUGCGUUAUCCAAAAAUCCAAAUAAAUCAGAAAAAUAAAAUCGAAGGGCUGUUUUUAAGGACAUACUGUAGGAUGUGUUUCAGUAAAACAUGCAGCUCAGCUUCCGACCGGCGACUUCCACAGCCUCAUGAAUGGGCUGGACCAUGCACCGGAGACAUGAAUGAACAGGAGGGGUCUCACCUGUACUGUCGCCGGCGCCAACACCGCGCUACCCCCGGGACGCGGCACUGCUCUGUUCACAAGGUGGGCGCUCGCAGGACGCAAGCGGACACCCCCCCUGAGCGACUAGUGUGGAGCUGGCGGCGGCGGGAGCGGGGUCCAGUUUCCCAAAGCCUGACCCCCUCCGUCGCCAGAGUGGUCUUUACCCACCGGAGGAUUUCAUAUGCGUGACUGUACGGCAGCGGAAUUUCUAUUUACAACACGGCGGGCGGGCACGGGCAGCGAGCUGCGCGCAGGUCCGCUGGGCAUGUGAGCUCCGAGACUCGGCCGCGCCCACCCGCCGUCGACGAGCGUCUCGGCCGUCUUCUCCCGCGCCAGACCCCCGAGACCGCCGGCCGGGGGAGCAGGAGGCGCCAUGCCGGAGCAGAGCAGCGACUACCGGGUGGUGGUGUUCGGCGCCGCCGGGGUGGGCAAGAGCUCGCUGGUGCAGCGGUUUGUCCGCGGCACCUUCCGGGACACCUACAUCCCCACCGUGGAGGACACCUACCGGCAGGUGAUCAGCUGCGACAGGAACGUGUGCACCCUGCAGAUCACCGACACCACGGGCAGCCACCAGUUCCCCGCCAUGCAGCGCCUCUCCAUCUCCAAGGGCCACGCCUUCAUCCUGGUCUACUCCGUCACCAGCCGCCAGUCGCUGGCCGAGCUGCAGCCCAUCUACCAGCAGAUCCGCCACAUCAAGGGCGACGCCCAGACCGCCCCCAUCAUGCUGGUGGGCAACAAGAGCGACGAGACGCAGAGGGAGCUCCAGGCCGGCGACGGGGAGGCCCUGGCGGCGCAGUGGGGGUGCUCCUUCAUGGAGACCUCCGCCAAAAUGAACUACAACGUGCAGGAGCUCUUCCAGGAGCUGCUGAACCUGGAGAAGCGGCGGACAGUGACCCUGCAGGUGGACGGGAAGAAGGCGAGGAGGCUGAAGAGCUCCGACCGGCUGAAGGGGAAGUGCUCCCUCAUGUGAGGCCGCGCCCCCCCCCGUCCCCAGAGCCGGACCUGCCAGCGGUGUGAACGUGGCGCCAGCGCGUUCAUCAACACGCAGCGCUCAGAUCUGUGCGCGUGUGCGCGGGAGUUCACACACACACACACACACACACACACACACACACACACACACACCCACCCACCCACCAGCAACCCUCAUUAACAUUCCAUCAGCGUGCGCUGUGCUGUCCAGAUGGGCUUUGUGUCGCGGGGUGGGGACCUCUGUUUUUGUACACCAAAGAUGUUCUGGUCCUUAACUGAAAGCUAUUUUUUGUGGAUGUUCAAUGCAGCUGCCGUAAUCCACAGAUAUAUUUAAUGCGUAUUGUCAUGGAACUUUAAUUUUUACUGUUUAUGAAAGAUCAGUAAAGUUGGUUAACACCUUU
Lepisosteus oculatus (spotted gar) is the source of this 2340-nucleotide messenger RNA. RefSeq names its product GTP-binding protein Di-Ras2-like. Gene Ontology annotation, cellular component: plasma membrane. NCBI's taxonomy places the organism in Eukaryota, Metazoa, Chordata, Actinopteri, Semionotiformes, Lepisosteidae. Gene Ontology annotation, molecular function: GTPase activity; GTP binding; GDP binding. Gene Ontology annotation, biological process: signal transduction. The record is from RefSeq and is a predicted model, not a curated record.